UAACGGACAACACUACUUAUUUUAGGGCAUAAAAGAGGGGGGAAUUUCUGAAUAACCUAAAUUGUUACGUAUUCUUAUAAAAAGAACUUAGCUUUUUACACAUUUAAAUUUAUGUCACAAAAAAAACAGUUUUCUGUCUGUAGUUAUUUUUAUUUAUUUAUUUUUAUUAUUAUUAGACAGUCGAAUGUGAACUUUGCCACUGAAUCUAAGCAAGGACUUUGCUUGCUAAAAGUCCUUUAUUUGCCAAUAGGGGGCAACGUUUACCCUGUAUUAGAUGCUGAUCUAUUACUAUUUCAUUUAUCGUAACUGCCGGAGAAAGCACAAACACCCUUCAGUGAAAUCCUAUUGGAAGUUAAAUGUUACAGAUACUUUGACGUCAAAAGCUUUCAACCAAUGAACCUCUAGUAUACCCAUAUUUGUGCAGACCGACAAGUUUGUAAUGAUAUACACAAAUGUGAAACACAAAAAAAAAAUACAGACAUAAAACAUAUUUUUAUUUACAAAACAUCACCAUUUGGUCCUAAUGCAUUGGGGUAUAAUCUCUUUUUCAAUAAAAUAUCUUAACCGAGUACUUCUACAUCCUUCCUGAUACAAAUACUGGAGUUUUCAAUUUCCACGUCAAUUCAUUAUUAACUAACCACGAAGAAAAAACUGAAAAUUAAAAGCUGUAUGCGUUAAAACCAUAAUUUUGCAAGAAAUAUAUCUAAAGCUUUGGGCACUAUAACAAGGUUGAAAUCAAUGAAAGGAAUAACAGCAAUAUAACGUACGUUCUAAGCUGUAAUUCUGUUUGCACUCAGCGAGAGUGCGAAUACUAGAACAUGUUAUUAGCUUGUCCGAAUAUUUAGCAUCUUCCAAACAUUGUGCUCGGUGCUUUUGCAUUCUGUAAAAUAUCAUGUUCAUAAGUAAGAACACAGGACACGACCGAGAGAGCGUCUGGUAGCACGCCUAACGUCCUGCUGGCCUGCCAAUCAACUUGCAGUGGGCUGACCUCUGGUCGACGUGGCAUCCGUGACCACUCCUCUGCGGCCAUGACGCGAUCGGGCAGGCGCGGCAAAAAGCUGUGUUGCAAAACGCUCUGUUUGGACGAUUGUCGCACCACACGACUCUGUUGACGAAUCCACGCAUCACGAAUUACCACAGCUCAAGAAAUUUCUCGUUCUACGACGCAAGAGUAACUCGGCGACCGCUGUGCCACGAGGCGAAGGUUUUUCUCUGUACACGAAAGCAGAAGCAUUCAGGGGCUUAGUUAGCAAGUUGUUUCUGCUGUGCGACUUUGGCCUCUGGUUCUUACUCUACCACAAUCAUCACUGGAUCCGGUGUACUUGCCCGUCUUUGAUCAGCUCUCGCGCUGUGAAAUUUAUUCAUGAAGAUCGAGAAAACUAACUCUAAAGACUGAAGGGUGAAACUCCUAUUCUAAAGUUCAUUUGUUACCAUCAGAAUUGUUUUGUGAUUUCGUUUGCGUGGAUUGAAACUAUUAUCAUGUUCGAAAAACCACUUCGUUUGGCCCCUGUACCAUAGGCUCCACAUAGCUGAGCAUGGGAUGUCCUUGCCAGAAGUUCGAAAGAGAAUUUUAAACUUUUAAUUCAUAGAUUUUAAUUGAACACUUUUAAAAUUUCCUGUUUUAACUUCUAAUAAUAUGUUAACAGAAAUUGAUACAUUUUGAGAGCAACAUAAAGACAAACACGCUCACAGAUCUUUUACGUUCUUAGAGGUUAAAAUAAACCGCAGAUGUAAAAAGACUCACCCGGAAAGAGUUGUACAGAGUCGAAAUUUUGAAAAUCGAAAGAAAGUCAUGGUAUAAGCACGAGUCGAGCGCCCAAACGAGAGAAGGAAGUCCUAGUGACCAGUGCGUGCACCUAGCACCCCUGUCCUCGCGUGAUCAAUUACCGACUUUCAUCGGCCGUGUGCACAUGUCUCUACCUCUUAGAGAGUCGCUCCCUAUAGUUUGGUCAGAGACGCCAUAAACUAUUUUUUAGCGCCACAUUCCGACGGCUACUUUUUAAUAUGCAAAUGAGGUCAGCCUAUCAGUGACUCAAGUGACAGAGCCAACACCAGAGCCGGGAUAGACUACCCAGCAUGCAGUAGUGUCCGCCAUAUUUGUUGUUCUUGGUGUCCAUGUAGAUUUUGCACGUCUUUGUUGACGUCAAAAGUCCGAUGAGAUGUCGCGGAGAAAACAAGAGAACCCGCAACCCAGGAAGAGGGUUGUUUCAGCAGCUGACCCGGCCAUCCUCCAAGACGUUUUAACAUGCGGCGUGUGCCAGAAAGACUUUGCCUUAUCAGAUAUUGUGAAAUUCAUCCAGCACAAAGUGCACAGCUGUAAUAAAGAAAACUGUGUUUACUAUGGCGAUGGUGACUUUGAUGGAAAGAGUAAUGACCAAAACAAUGUCUUCCGCUCGAGACUACCAAGCAUUUCGUCUCCUGCUAGUAAAAAGGACAGUGGGUUAUCCACACCACGGAAACUCGAGGAGACCUGUGGCAGCCCUAAACUGUCUUUGGAUCUCCUCAAGGACUCCAGUGUUCGAGUUACUCCUGAAGUGAAAAACAUCCUCAUCAACGACACAGAAGAAGUCGACAAGAAGAGAAGGAGAAGCCCGGUAGAAGUAUCAUCUCCGGUAGAGGGCGGGUACAAGCUUAAACAUGUCGUGGAUGCUGACACUAAUACAACCGCUACAGAACCGAGCAGCCACGUUUGUUCAACAUGUAAGCAGAGCUUCACUUCAGCAUGGCUACUAGUUCAACAUGUUCAGAAAAUGCACGGCUUGAAAAUCUACGUAGAGGCAAACAACAAAGAAAGGAUUUUAACAGAAGUUCCAAGAUCAACACCAGUAUCAUUUUCACCCACGAAUACUUCUUCCCCUCUCGCCAUUAUUCCUGUUAGCCAAGAACAAUCAAUUCCCCUUUCCGUUGGCCUAGAUGCUACUCCAUUUCCAAAUCUACAACUUCCCCGCAUACCCCUGGGUGAACGACAGUUCGGCCCUGCGCUCAACACCCCCAACUACCUUUCUCGUCCAUCUAGUCAUGGAUUCCGAAUGGAUCUCAUUAGUGAUCAUCACUACCGACUAAAUCAUCUUGCAGGAAUAGGUCUCAAUCCUUUUGAUUCGCAUAGCCCAUUUGAUAGAAACCGUUUUGAUAGACCACGAGGACCUCAUAUAGGUUUAGGACUUGAAUCACACCUGGAUUUUUAUUCUCAGAGACUUCGACAGUUAGCAGGGGCAACAAGUCCUAAUUCAACCCCUUCUCGAAAAAUUACGUCUCCAUAUUCUCAUUCCUUGACUUCCAACCAGCUCUCCCCUCACCCUUCUACUCCUUCAAGCACACCUCAGUCAAUUUCUGCUCCAAUAUUGUCUCAGUCUCUGUCUCCCAUUCCAAGUCAGAGGGCUUUUGACCAAUCAGAAUCGCCCAAAAGUAAGUCUUGUGAGUUUUGUGGCAAGUCCUUUCGAUUUCAGAGUAAUUUGAUCGUACACCGCAGAUCCCAUACAGGAGAAAAACCGUUCAAGUGUCACGUUUGUAAUCACGCUUGUACUCAAGCUAGUAAGCUGAAACGGCACAUGAAAACUCAUCGAAAGAGUUCUCCAGAUUCAGCAGAAAAUACAAGUGUAUGCUCAGGAAGGUCUACUCCAGAUUCAACUAGUAAAGACUGUGGGACAAAUAAUGUUGGAGAGGACGAAGACGGUUAUGAAGAGCAAGCCGAAAAUGAGCAUGAAGAACUGGAAGAGGAGGAUGAAAUAGAAGAAGAUGAUUCUGAAGACUUAACAGCUGAAGACUUGACAACGAAAGGGCCCAAAAAUAACUCCUCAUAUCUUUGUACUGGAGACGAAAAUGGUGAGAAGAGUUCCAAUAUCGAACCUCCUAUGAUACCUCAAGAAAAACAGUCUUUGCUGGGAGAAGUUAUGGAAAAAAUUGGACUCAACAACAUUCAGCAAUAUAAUGAGGCCUAUAAGCAAGCUCUGGAAGAAAACAGAGUUGGGAAGUCUUUAAUAAAGAAAGAGAGACCGUCUUCUGCACCAGUUGACAGGUCCCCUUCAAGAAAGUUUAGCAUUUUACCUGAAAAUGGGUUGGAACGAUCAUCUAGGGAAGAAGGCAAUAAUGCCCUCAGCCAACCUCCACUUAACUUAGGUAAGAGUAAUUUACGAGCUUUUGAUACCCAUUUUGAAGAAACUAAGCGGCUAAGGCUCGAUUUUGGAGACCACCAGCGAGAUAAUCUGUAUGCAGGACUUUGGCUACCUUCUGUAACCUCCAGUCGCCGUGACCUUUUUUAUGGGGGUGUAACCUCUUCAGAACCUGAUCACAGAUCAUCCAGUGAAAGUGCCUUGAUGGCGGUGACGUCCAACCUUCCAGGAACUAGUACCCCUACAUCAACCCUUCCCUCCAAACCUAAAGAGAAAGGUAGAAAUGACACGUGUGAAUUCUGCGGGAAAGUAUUCAAGAAUUGCAGUAACUUAACAGUCCAUAGGCGAUCUCACACUGGAGAAAAGCCGUACAAAUGUGAAUUAUGUAGUUACGCAUGCGCACAGAGCUCCAAACUGACACGACACAUGAAAACCCAUGGUCGGAUGGGUAAAGAUGUGUAUAGAUGUCGCUUCUGCGGAAUGCCGUUUUCAGUUCCCAGCACUCUGGAGAAACAUAUGAGAAAAUGUGUAGUCAAUCAGAACGCUUUCCCAACAGAUAGGGAUACUGAUUCUAGGGACAAUAGCACCUCAGGUAUAUUAACAGAAAAGGAUUCUGAUUGUAGGCAAAUGAAAACCCCAAGUAUAACAACCGGUAGAGAUUCGGACUCAAGGGAAACUUCUUGAAAAUGGUCAAAUGUUAUGGAGCGCUUGAAUUAUAUAUUUCCCAAAUUUUGAAAUUUUGUGUGUGUGUUGUGUUUGUUUUCUAUAAGGCUGUGAGUUAGAAUGUAGAACAGUAUUUAAGUAUCAGCAUUUAUACAUGGUAGCAAAAAAAAAGCGGCCAUAGAUGAUAGGAAAUAUGCUGUAUCCCAAACUGGCCAAAGGAUUGUCUUAUAUAAGUGCUGUCGGCAUGAACAAAAAGUAUCAUUAUCGUGGUUGCGCGAUAUAAAAUAAUUUUGGUAAAACCGAUAGAAAUUGUUUAGAAUAUAUCAACAUAUAUCUGUUGUAUGAUUCCGAAAAGAAAUCUUGCUAAAAAAAUAUAAAACUCUUUGAGUUAUUUUCAUUACUCAUAGCAUUGGUUUCACGGAUUUACACGCAUGCGUGUUUAGUCCUUUGUCAGUUAGUUAAUAGUAAGUCACUUCCCUUAUACCCUUUGUUAAAGAUGUUUUGAAAGCUAAAACCCUUGCUAAGCCUUUAGACAUUUUGGACGUUACCUCUGGUUUAAAAACAAGAUUGAUGUCUGAAAUAGUAGUUUAACCUAACGUCAUUUCUGGGUUUGACAAUCAGGUUAAAGUCUUUAAACGUAAUUUACCCCAGAGUUGUUAAGUUAAUAGAGUAAGAAAGUGAUGCCUACUUGUGUUAAAAUAUAUUUUGACCCUCCACUCUUGAUACGUGCAUUGUGUGAACUAAAUGUUUACUUAGUUGAUAAAAAUAGUCAGAUAAUCUUUGAAAAUGGCGGGAAUUCAGGUUUUCACUUGGUUUUUGUAAGUGCCUAGAUGUUGGAGGUUACAAACCUUGUAUCGAAUUUAAUACUUGAGAUACUAAAGAAUUACAUCUAGGAGGCACAGGCGAGCUCUCCGUGUAUAGCACAAAACUAUUUAUUUCGCUCAAAGUGAUGACAAGCCUCAGUUCCUGCCAUUUUGUAUUUGUAAAACUAGAGAGAGAGAAAAAACAAAUCUUACCAUGUCGACUCAAAACACUAAUACAACUCACUGCCUUCUGUUAUUAACUCCAUGUCCAGGUGAGUGUUUAUUUUUGUCUUCAUCCUGAACUUAUGUCAUCAAAAUUAUUAAAGUGUACGGCCUAUUUUAAACACUGAAGAGUAAGAAUGAGGAAGGCUCAUUCCAUUUUGUAAUUUUAUGCAUAAUGAGAAAACUUUUCCAGCUCUUAUUUCAGAUUUGAAUUUAUUGCUAUUCGACACUCAGUGUUAAAUAACGUAUCCAUAAGAACACCUUCCAGCUGCCUUAUAUUUUAGUAAAAUAAAACAAAUCAUUUGUAUCUUUCAGAUAUAAAAGUGCAUUGACUCACCCGUGUUUUUUUUUUAUACAACAGUACGUAAAACUUGAGUUUUUAUUAUUGUUUUUUUGUGCAGUUAAUAACACAUUUUAACGGGUUUUUAUGUUUUUAAAAGUAUAUUACCACAAGCAAUAAGUCUACACAAGACUACUGAGUAUGAAAUAUUACAUUAAUUUAGAAAAUACUUCUGAUAAACUGUCUUUUUUUUGUUUGUUGUUUGUUUAUUUUUUGAUGUGUGGGUUGCUGUAUUCAUUUUGUUCGUGAAAACCGGUCUUUGAGAAACAAGGGACCUAAUUUAAAAAGAAAUGAAGAGAAAUGAAAGAAAAAAACAACACGUGUUUUGGCCCCUUCUGUUAUGUUCUUUCUACAUAAUGAAACCUAAAUCAUUUUUUCAUAAGCAUCCAUUAGGCUAAUAUUUAAUUUAGUAAACACCCUUGUACCAUUUGUAAUACGCAUCUGUUAAAAAAUGGUUUCCAGAUGUCUUGAGUAGAAUAAAAAUGUAUAUACCUGGUAAAUUAGCUCAAUUUUCCCACAAAAAAAAAGUUUGAAAGAUGAUGUGCGUAUACCGGUUUUCUCGAAAUAAAUUUAUAAAUUGGUUACACACACACAUUAUAAUAUAAAUAAUACGGAAGAGUAUUUAAUGAAUUGAAGGUUGUAAAAUAUUAAAAAGUGUUGUUGUUUUACCCCAUUUAGUUUUUGUGGCAUUUGUGUUUCAAUAUAUGAAUAUGGUUAGUCAAUUGUUGCCGAGUUAAUAUAUGUGGACUGUUGUUUUAAGGUUAAAUUGAACAAGAGAACUUUAACGUUGGAGCUAAUUUGAGCGAAGCUACGUUUGUACAGACACCCGGCCUUUACGUUUGUGUUGUUAAGAGAAGAAUUGAACUGUAAGUCAUCUGUGAUCAAGUCUGUUUACAUCAUACAAAUGUUCUUUCUUCCAACAGUCUAUCAAAGAAAGGCUGGUAUUUAUAUCUGGUGGUGUGGAAAGUGAAGUAUGUCAUGGAACAAAAGGUAUCACAAUAUUUCCCGGAAACUCGAAGAUUUUGAUGUAAAAAUAUCAUCAUAUUUCUCUGAUUUUCGUCGGUUUCAGGCUUUACACAUUACGUGUGGCAGCACUAGUCCGACUAUACCUUCACCCAAACUUGAUGUGACGACAUCAAUGCUUAAAUUAUAAAAAAAAGAAGACAUAAUCAGAGGUGUCUAGUGCCUUUUGACGUAACAUAGAAUAACAAAGUAUGUACGGUUCAUACAACAUCUUUUGUUUUGUGUAUGUUUUCUAAGAUUGUCUGUAUGAAUAAAAACCUUAGCUACUA
Messenger RNA from Limulus polyphemus (Atlantic horseshoe crab), 7429 nucleotides. Its product is annotated as B-cell lymphoma/leukemia 11A-like. The coding region runs from base 2160 to 4793 and encodes 877 amino acids. Gene Ontology annotation, cellular component: nucleus. Gene Ontology annotation, molecular function: RNA polymerase II cis-regulatory region sequence-specific DNA binding; DNA-binding transcription factor activity. The transcript has 3 exons. The record is from RefSeq and is a predicted model, not a curated record. NCBI's taxonomy places the organism in Eukaryota, Metazoa, Arthropoda, Merostomata, Xiphosura, Limulidae. Gene Ontology annotation, biological process: regulation of transcription by RNA polymerase II.